Molecule: messenger RNA, 1222 nt
Organism: Petromyzon marinus (sea lamprey)
Lineage: Eukaryota; Metazoa; Chordata; Hyperoartia; Petromyzontiformes; Petromyzontidae
Source: RefSeq, a predicted model, not a curated record
GCAUUGCGCCGUCAUCGACUUGGGGGCGGGGUUACGUGACGUCGUGGGAAGUGUCGUCAGAGCCCUGGUCACGUGCGCAGCAAACGGCCGCUUCUUGAGAUUGCUCCCCGUCGUGGUCGUCGUGAUCCGAGCGUUACCACUCAGACAGAGACCCUGUGGAUUACAGCGAGAGACGCCAUGAACGCCGCACAACACAACGACGCUGCUCUGGGCAUUCAUGUCAUGGAUCAUCAGGUCCGCCACUGCUGCCUGAACAAGAAGGAAAAACCGAGAUGCUUCAUCCUGAAGCGCCCCCCAAUCGGCACGGGCACCUUCACAAGCCAAAGGCUCAACCCCAUGACCACCACCACCACCACCGCCGUCGCCGCCGCCGCUGCCGCCGGCACCUCCAGGGAAGCCAAUGUCAUCAUCAGCACUGCUGGUGCUCUGCAGGCCUCUGGGGUUUCUGAUCCACGAGCUGAUCCGGAGGAGAUGCCCCCAUCAACAUCAUCCUCCUCCUCCUCCUCCUCAUCAUCCUCAUCGUUCUCACCGCUCAUCUACACCAAUGUGGAGUGGACGGAGUUUGUGGGGGCGGAAGAGGUGGCGGUGAAGGAGGUGGAAGGGAAGGCAGAGUUGGGUACGGAGGAGGUGGAGAAGAUGGAGGAGAUGGAGGAGGAGGAGGAGGUGGUGGUGGUGGAGCCGGAGCAGGUGGUGGUGGAGUUGGACGAGGAGGUGAAGGAGCUUGAAGAGAAGGCGGAGGAGGUGGACGCGGAGGAGGUGCAGCAUCCGCAGAGCAAGAAGAAGCAAGGGGCGUGCCUGGCGCAGGUGGCCAGCGCGCUCCGCUCGCUCCUCCGCCGCCUGCUGAUUUGUGGUGGCCGGCCCAUGGCGCAUUAGCGGGGUCGUGGUGGUGGUGGUGGUGGCGUCGGUGCCAGCUGCCACCACAAGCAGCACCACCCAGCCACCCACCCACCCACCCCAUUAUGUAUCGCGUUGUAAAUAAUUUCAUAGCUUUGUAAAUAAUUAUUGUAAAUAUUGUCAUGGCAAAUACAGACAGCAGGAAGUGAAAUGACGUUGCAGACUUUGUGGUGUUUGGUGCCUUCGAUUGUCAGUGCUGUGUGGGGUCUGGGAUCAUAAUGGCCGUGUCAGGGGUGCACCUCCUCCACAACCUCUUCCACCUUCCGCCUCCUCCUCAGACUCAUUCACCCACCCACUGAUUCACUCACCCACCCACUGAUUCACUCAC